AUGUCCAACAAACCGGACUCGUCCUGCAAACCCCCCUCAGCACACACUUUCUCCUUCACAGCCCCCUUUCCCUCAUCCUCAGCGUCCUCAUCGUCUCCCCCGACGAGCUCGUCACUCAAGCAGAGGCGCGUAUCACUCGCCUUGCCGUCCUCUCCCAGACUCGUCCCAGCUUGGAGCUUUCGAGACGACACCAGCCUCGCCUCGCACGUCGCAGAGACCUCGGCUAUGAUGCCUGAAAGGAAAGGCAAGAUGCGCAGGAUCGCUGACGAUGGCGAACGCGACGAACCCAGAGGCGUCGUCAUCCAGGAGAAGAAACAAAGAAAGAAAUGGACAGAGGAGGAAACACAGAUGCUCGUUGAUGGAUGCAAUGCUUGGGGAGUAGGCAACUGGAAAGCCAUCCUCAAAGACCCAAAGCUCAAGUUCGAUAACCGUUCACCAGUCGAUCUCAAAGACAGGUUCCGCACAUACUUCCCCGACGCAUACAAGGAGCACUAUCCUAAUGCCAAGACACACCUUUCCAGCAAAGUUCGAUCUACCCUCCCAGAUGGGCGCUCUAUAUUCGAGAAAACACGCAGCAAGAAGCGCCGGCCUUUUACUGAGGAGGAGGACCGGGCUUUGAAGGCCGGUUACGAGAAACACGGCACCGUAUGGGCUACUAUUGUUAAAGACCCUGUCUUUCAGGAGCAGAACCGUCGCUCGACCGACCUACGUGACCGGUUCCGUAAUGCCUUCCCUGAGUUGUAUCAAGCCGCUGGGUACAAACCUCGUAAUACGGCAAAGAAGAAGCGAGACAAUGGGAUGCAACUUCCCAUUCGUGCAGCGACAGAUGACCAAUUAACUAUGAACCACAGCAUGGGUGGACCUACCAAGAAGCGAAGAGCACAGACCAGACAAGGUCUGUAUAGGGGAGGGACAAAGAGUGUCCCUGAAAGUGCGACAUGUUCAGAAGACGAGGACAGCUCGGGCGCUGAGGAGGAGGAUGGGCAUAUGUUUAAACUUCCAUCCAUGCCCACACAGGUUUACCAGUUCGACGACAUCACAUCACCUUCCGACGGUCUUGCUGAGAUGGACAUGGAAACCAUCGACCCUCUCUCUGAACCAUUAUCUAUUCCGGAGUAUAUGCCGAGUGGCUCACAGUCUCUAUCCGAAUUGACCGACUCGUCGCAAUCACAGGCUUGGUCUAGUCUCGAGACACCUCUGCACUCGACUCCAUGGUCUGCCACCACAGGUUCACCAACCUCGUCGCAUAUAUCCUCCGAUUAUCUUCUGAGCCAUUCACCUUAUAAUCGUCGCAGUGAUGGUAUGAAUAUGAUAGGCAAGUCUGCAUGGGGAACGCAAGACUGGUUCUCUGCUAAUCCUCGUCUGGAUGCGUCUGCCGUCUCGAGUAGCGGGUCCUCUUUUGCCGAUGGCCUGUCUCCUGCCCCAUCAUCGCCCUUUUCGUUUCAUCACCUUAACCACGGUGUGCUAGACCGAUAUGACCUUUUUCCUGCCGCUUUUGCGCACGACUUUGCUUCCGAAGCGGGCAUGGGUGAUUCGCACUCCACUUUCUCGGACCCCGAGAUGUUUGCACCUACGAGUUUCAGAGGAUUCACCCAUCACUCGAACUACGCUGGAGAUUUAAUCUUCGGAGCUCGAACUCACCAACCGCCUCAGCAAUCAUUCUACGGCCCUGGUUUUGGCUUUGGAACUCCCGGACUGGGGCUGUCUGGGAUGCAGCAGUCUACUGGUAUUCACCCGAUGCAGUUGCAUACUCCUGCGUUGCCUGGGAUUGAUGAAAUUGAGCUGGCCUCUAUCACUCUCAAUGAUCAGGCGGAUGUGUCUCAUGAUGCGAUGGACGGCAGUAUGGAUGUAGGAGUGCAGAAGGAUGAACCCGAGGGAUCCUUGGGCCUUGGGCCUCUUGAUCUCUUCAAUAUCCCAUCCCAGAAUCUAGACGAUAUCGUCGACUUGGCGCACGAACUCCACUCCACUCCACCGGCCACGCCGCUUACCACCUCGCGCCACAUGCGCACGCAUUCGGGCAUGUUUCCUACCUCUAGUCACGGGCGUUCGAUCUCAGUGCCACCCUCGGCUGAGCCGCGCUCUACCACUUCACGUCCCACACAGGUACACGUUGGCUGCCAACCUCAAAUAACGGGCACACGAUCCCUCCCCCUGUUUGAGCCGUUGCCUCCUCAGCUCGCCGAACCGACGUAUCAUCAUGCUCAUACUCAUUCAGAGGAUCCUGCAUCCUUUGACGCCGAGUCGUGGCGUUCGUCAAAUCAUCAUUUCUAUGGCCUUCCUUUCCUUGAUUUGCACUACUACAGCAGCAACGCUAAUAAUGGCGGCAAUGUAGAAGUCGACUAUGAUUUCAAUGCACCGAAGAUGGCACCUGAUAACUCGAGGCAAGGCCAGGCGCUGGACCUCGCCCGGUCUACCUCGUCCACUAAGAACGUCGGGUAUGCAUAUGCGACGGUUUCACAGGCUCUAGGCAUGCCGCAGACUAGCGUUGCGACCGGAUCUCGCCCCCACCAUGCCACGCAUCACCGCGGACAAAGCGUGGUGUCCCCUCAAGAACUGCAGGUCCGCAAGAGUAGUGACAAUAAGAGGAAGCGGGCAAGUUGGGACGGCGGUAUUUUCUGAUAAUUUUAAUUUGUUUCCAUCUCUUUCUCUCUCUGGUUUCGGUCGUCGCCUGGGAUUCAGUACUGUAGUACGCUUCCCCUUAUUUGCUUUUCUCAUUCUCGAUCAUCGUUGUCAUCCGCCAUAGCAUCUCUCAUUCACGUCGGCGCUCCAUCGUGCAGCGCCAUCUAGCAUCGUUCUCGUUCACAUGUUUUUUAUUUUAUCUUUGCACUGUCUUCGUUUAUGUCGUGCAAUAUCAGGAUAUGUUUCGUC
Molecule: messenger RNA, 2868 nt
Organism: Serpula lacrymans var. lacrymans S7.9
Lineage: Eukaryota; Fungi; Basidiomycota; Agaricomycetes; Boletales; Serpulaceae
Exons: 3
Coding region: 1-2619 (872 amino acids)
Source: RefSeq, a predicted model, not a curated record